GUGUAUGGCCUUUGGCAAAGUGAACACAGUAUCAAUGAGUCUAUGCCCAGGUGCAGACCAGCCAAUAAGAUGCUUGCUUUUAAACAGGUGACCAGUACAUGAAGCUGGCCAAGCAAAGGUGGGCACAUGCCAUCUAUACUCAAUCUGAUUGGCUCAGGCAGCUGAAGCUUCAUAACAGUCAUAACUGUCUUCAUAACGGUCUUGACUGUUAGAGGAGCAGCAGUGCUGAGGAGUGACUGGAUAGAUUUCACUGAUUUUUCAGAGCGAUUUACAGCAAAUUAUCCCUAUACCUCAUACAUUCGCACAUACCUUACACCUAAACACAUUCCUGUACUUUCUGACACUUAUUAGCCCACACAGCAUCAUCCCUACACAUUAACACACCCAUCACUCAUUCCCCUGCACACCAAACAGUUUUUGUUUUGCAGGUUUUUUUCUUCUAGGUUUUCAGUCCUUACAGAUUUGCUACUGAUUGGACAAUGUCUAGCAGGCAAGAGAAGAUAAGGACAUACACCGAGGCUUUGUCAUCUGACCUCGAAGUGCCGGUGAAGAAAAGAUGCAUCACGGAGGCCACUGAAAAUACUGCCAGGUCUGAAACAGCUGCAGCUGCCAACGCCGGCUUUUACCAACUGCUGGAACAUCAUCAAAUUGGAAAAGGCCUGGCAAUAGACUCCUGCAGGAAACUUACUGAUAAGUACCUGCUGGCUAUGGUGAAAGUUUAUUUCCAGCGUGCCAAGCUCCAGGAAGAAGAGUACACCACCUUGAACUUCUUUGCAGCCCUGUUUCUGGCCAAUGAAAUGGAAGAAGAAACAAUCUUCCAUGACCUGAUUUACCCCUUGGGCCUCGGGGUUGAGUAUCAGGUUAAAUGGCAGGAGCUGAGGAGCAAAAAACUGGAGUUGUGGGUGAGGAUGGACUUCAAAGCCUGGGUGAGCAGAUCAUCCUGUGAGGAGGCAAUGGAAGAUAACCCAACACACUGGGCAUGGAGGCGUGAAAGGCACCACAACCAUGGUUUGGCCAUCAGGUUCCACGCAAGACAGAGGGACUACUUAUACUUCAGUCUCCCUUAUAUCAGCCCAGCUGUCUGCUCCCAGUGUGCGCCCAAGCCCCCAACUCCAGAGAAAGUCCGGCCAGACAAGGAGCUGCCAUUCAAGAUGAGGAUGAAGAGAAUGUGGAAGAAAGACAACCCAUAAGUUCCACCCUCAUCCUUUUAUUUAGUACAACAUCUAUAUUUUGUCAUUUUAUUAUAGAGUUUAGGUACUUAUUGCCAUUUUAAUAUUAUUAUAGCUUAAUAUAUUUUAGUACAGGUAUGGGAUCCAUAAUCUGGAAACCCGUUAUACAGAAAGCUCACAGUUACGGGACAGCCAUCUUCUACAGAUUCCAUUUUAAUCAAAUAAUUCAAAUGUUUUCAAGUAAUUUAUUUUUUCCUUGUUAUUAUAAAACAGU
Molecule: messenger RNA, 1443 nt
Organism: Xenopus laevis (African clawed frog)
Lineage: Eukaryota; Metazoa; Chordata; Amphibia; Anura; Pipidae
Product: speedy protein 1-A-like
Exons: 8
Coding region: 480-1190 (236 amino acids)
Source: RefSeq, a predicted model, not a curated record